Anopheles bellator is the source of this 4333-nucleotide messenger RNA. RefSeq names its product extended synaptotagmin-2 (gene Esyt2). The record is from RefSeq and is a predicted model, not a curated record. Gene Ontology annotation, molecular function: lipid binding. Gene Ontology annotation, biological process: lipid transport. Lineage: Eukaryota; Metazoa; Arthropoda; Insecta; Diptera; Culicidae. The transcript is spliced from 10 exons. Bases 120 to 2621 code for a protein of 833 amino acids.
CCGACCAGAACCGGUCCGCGGAAACCGAGCCACUAUUGGACACCGCCGCCUCUUCCGACGAUACCUCAACAGUAGUAGCCGAUCCGACACCGGCCACCGGUGACGAGCAGGAAGACAGUAUGGCCGGCGCCAGCAAGGAACUCAAGGCGGACACACAGGCCAGCGACGACGCGUCAUCGUUGACACCGAAAACCAAGGACGACAGCAUCAUGUCGCUCCUGUACUCGUUCGCGAAGAAGGUGGUGACGGUGGGCAUCAUCUACUUCGUCGGCUACAUGGGCUGGUCGGUGGCGUGGCUGGUCACGCCCGUUAUCCUGUCGGUGGCCCGCGAAUCCUGGCGCAAGACCAACGACACGCGGCGCAGUGUAGCGAAGGCGUCGGCGAUGGCGAACGAUAAGGACGUUAUCCUUGCGCGGCUCCAUGACCUUCCGGCCUGGGUCUUUUUCCCGGAUAUAGAACGUUGCGAGUGGCUUAACAAGAUUUUGAAGCAAGUCUGGCCGAAUGCAAACUUCUACGCGAAAAAUCUCAUUAAGGAAUCGAUCGAACCGAACAUUCAGCAGGCAAUGGCCGGCUACAAGCUGAAUGGAUUCAAAUUCGAUCGCAUGAUUUUGGGGACGAUUCCUCCACGUAUCGGUGGCGUGAAGGUGUACGAUAAAAACGUGUCACGCAACGAAAUCAUCAUGGAUCUGGACCUGUUCUACGCCGGUGACUGUGACAUCAGCUUCGCGCUCAGCGGACUCCGGGGUGGCAUCAAGGACUUUCAGAUCCACGGUACCGUGCGCGUGAUUAUGAAGCCACUAAUUUCGCAGAUGCCACUGGUCGGUGGGCUGCAGAUCUUCUUCCUGAACAACCCGAACAUCGACUUCAACCUGGUCGGUGUGGUCGAUCUGCUCGAUAUGCCCGGGUUGAGCGAUAUUCUCCGGAAAAUCAUCGUGGAACAGGUGGCCGCCAUCAUGGUGCUGCCGAACAAGCUGCCGAUUGUGCUGAGCGAUGGUGUGCCGGCGCUGUCGUUGAAGAUGCCCGAACCGGAGGGUGUACUACGAAUCCACGUUGUCGAGGCGAAGGACCUCAUGAAGAAGGACAUUAGCAUGCUGGGCAAGGGCAAGUCCGAUCCGUACGCCAUUAUUUCUGUAGGUGCUCAACAGUUCCGCACGCAAACCAUCGACAACACGGUGAACCCGAAGUGGGAUUACUGGUGCGAGGCUGAAAUUAAUGCCAUCCUCAGGCAAGAGAUUGAACUCAACCUGUGGGAUUGGGACCCGGGCUUCCCCGGGGUACAGAACGACGAUUUUCUCGGCAGAGCCACUGUGGAAAUCAGCAGCGUUACGAAGAACGGUGAAAUCGAUACGUGGUUAACGCUGGAACAAGCCAAACAUGGAAUGGUGCACCUACGCAUGACCUGGUUUAAACUGAGCUCGAACAAGUCGGAUCUCCGGUCCGCCCUCGAAGAAACGCAACAUCUGCGUGUGACGUCCAUGAGCACUGCCCUGCUAACCGUCUUCAUCGAUUCGGCGAAGAACUUACCGCAAGCACGACAGCAAUCACAGCCCGAUCCCUACCUGGUACUGGCUGUUGGCAAGAAAACCGAGCAGACAUCGGUCCAGAUGCGCACGGAUGCCCCAGUCUGGGAGCAAGGAUUCACCUUCCUCGUCGGCAACCCAGACAAUGAUACGCUACAGCUGAAGGUGAUCGAUCAGAAGACUGGAAACACGAUCGGAACGUUGAUCUACAUACUGAGUGCAUUGAUGGAGAAAAAGAACCUUGAAAUCAUGUCGCAACCGUUCCAAUUGCAAAAGUCGGGUGCCGAAUCCAAGAUUCUUAUGUCACUUUCGCUGCGCAUCUUGAAACGCUACCAGGAGCUGGAGGUGGAACCGACUCCCGAGAAAGGUUCGCGGACAGAAGGCGAUGCUGUGCUGACGCGCUCGAGUUCCGUACGUGCUCCAUCCCUUUCGCAAUCCUCUAGCCAGCAGGCCACGUCAGUGGAAGCCACAACACCGGAAGGCCUUGCUCAUCAGGGCAGUAUUCGGAAGCAGGAUUCACGCAAAUCGACCACUUCAGCGAUCCUCGAUCAGAUGUCCGUCCACCAGGAGGAACCAUUUGUUGUGUCGACGCUGAACACCGUGAUGAUGGCUACACCACCACGCAGUCCAAACCUUAGCGACGGCGGCACGGAGCUGUUGCGCCGCAGCCCCAGCACGACCUCUUCGGCUGGGUCGGCCGGGCUGGGACGCAUCCAGCUUACAGUCUCUUAUAGCGUCCAGCGGCAGCGACUGCUCGUGAUUGUGCACAAGAUCAAUAACAUACCACUGAAGGAUCCGAGCAACAUUCCCGAUCCGUAUGUGAAGCUCUAUCUGCUGCCCGGCCGUACGAAGGAAUCGAAACGCAAAACCAACGUGGUGAAGGAUAACUGCGAUCCCGUUUUCGAUGCCACCUUUGAGUACAUCAUUUCAAACGCCGAGCUCGUAAACUCGGAACUAGAGAUUACUGUCUGCACGCAAAAGGGUUUCUUCGGUAGUCCGGUCAUUGGCAUGCAAAAAUUGACCCUUAACGACCUGGAAAUUGCAAGUGGACAAGGCGUCCGGGCUUGGUACGAUUUGUUACCGGAGUCAAAGUUUGAAUAAAAGCUGCGAGCAUUGUAACCGUAGGCAGGUUCCAUUAUUCGGAAGGAGCGUGAUGCGAAGAACAAGCCGUGAAGCCGUGAGCCGAUAGCAUUUAGACGUGAACUUAUGACACAUGUGAGCCUACCGUGGCCAACAAAUAUCGAUAUUUUUACAGCGAAACAUCGUACACAGUUGCGGAAUUUGAUUCCGCAUCGAUACUAAUUUUUGUUCUGCCUGCAUCGAUAGUUUUAAGUGCGAAGCACGAAAUGAGGAUAGCGUCCAAAGGUGGGUGGAAUGAAAAUAUGCCUCAUGUCUCUUACAAAGCUUGAACAAAAUAAUCUUUUUCUGUUAUAUUAUAUUUAAAAAGCUCGUGAAUAUUGGUACAGUGAAAGGUGUACAAGCAAAAUAAAUGUUCAUCGCCAUGCGUUAGUAGCGAUUUUUAAACACGCCAUCGAGCGAAAGAUUUACAAAAAGUUGCCCGUAGCAAAGGCGGGCAAAUAAACAGCAUUUUUACCGCACACAAAUAAAAUCAUGUCUUAAAAAUAUAUUGAACCAAAAUUCUCGAACCUUCUGUAUGAGGGGUCCGUUACAAGUCACAUUAGAGAACAUUGAAUCAUUGUAGAAAAACGUGAUUUUAUUCAAACUCAAGAAGAAAGUUCAUUUUGCAGGUUGACAAAAUGCACAAGAGGUUAUUCUUUUGUAGAGUUGUUGAAGUGAUUGGGUUGGUAAAUUAGGGUUCAUCUCGAUUCGAAUUUCAAAUUUCUAUCUCACUGUUUCAUCAGACAUGUAAACCAAUUUGCGGCCCAUUUCGUGUGGUCGAUAAUUUCUAAGCAAACUGAACGAAAGUUGUCUCCAAAAUGUGUCAAUUAUAGUGAAGCCCCUCUGCUCUGCGCUAAUAGCGAUAGCAAGGAAUCGUGUCGUAGUUGCAGGUAGUACUCUCAGUACAGUAGCGCCAAGAGUAGUGCAUGGCGAAGUUUUUGAGUCGAUUGAGGCCAAGCUUGUAGCCUAGAUAGCUUGUUUGAACAAACAUGGAAACGAAAAAAGUGGACCGAGUGUAGAAACUCGAAUGAAUCACUGUAAAACGUGCUGAAAAGGUAUGUAAAUAUUAGUUUGCUGCGCCACUGAAGGCUCCCGUUGUAUGCACAUGCACGAACAGUUAUUUCUUCAAUUCUGUAUUUUAAAUCGAGCUUUAUGUUUGUCAGCACUAAUAGUCACGCUUCCUAUGCUGUUAUCGGAAUGAAAGAAAUCUAGAAGUGAACCAUUACAUUGUUCCGAUUUAUCAAGAGCUUAUAAAACUUUACUACAAUCACAAUUGCAUUAAAACAACCUUUUCGUAGAGGCCUACAACAUGUAGAGAUAUGAGAGAGAAACAACAUUAAAGUCGAAGAGGAGCUGAUGCGAUGCAGGUAAAUAAUGUUCAGUGUAAGGACCAGUGGUACCGAAUACCGAAAACAUUACUACAUUUUGGUCGAUUAAGGUAAACGUUAAACAAAUGUACUAUUUGAGUGAGAUAGUAAAAAAAGCCUUUCACAAAUCUAAAGAAUUGUUCCAAAACAGAUCGAAAUAGCUGUGGCACGUCAGACAACGUCAUAUGCUUGGUGUAGCGUAGGUUUAAGACGAACAAUACUUUUUAAUCACGUUUAGCUAUGCUCUCAGCACAAACGCCACGAUUUACCGAUUUGCUUCGAGUAGCACGCAACACGCGCAAUCAGUCGUACGCAAAGAGAAAUAAA